CUGAAUGAUUGUUAUUUAUCUAUAUUGGUGUAAUUACUAGAUUAUUGUUUACUGGUAGAGAUUUAAAAAAAAAUUAACAUUUUCCCUACGUGUUUUCAUAGUUAACCCUUCAUGCAAUAUAUUCACCUCACUGAUUGGUCAGAUCAUUAUUUACAUGAUCGGAAGGCCUCGGGAACCAGGUUACAAAGAAUUUCGAGGAGUUCCGGUUGAUAUUUUUCGCUAUAAAAAGCGGGAAUGAACAUCGUGGAUCUCGAGAACAUCCAGGAACCCCCGAAGAAGAAGAUCUUUGCCAUGCCAGUGGACUCGGUCAUCCUAAAGUUCGCCAAGCUCUCCAAAAGUGCCUUUUCUCCAACAAGGGGGUCAAAGCUUGCUGCGGGAUAUGACUUGUAUAGUGCAUAUGAUUAUGUAAUUCCUGCAAAAGGGAAACUAAUCGCCAAAACAGAUAUACAGAUAGCCUUGCCUGAUGGAUGCUAUGGGCGAGUUGCACCCAGAUCAGGUCUUGCAGUGAAAAAUUUCAUUGAUGUGGGAGCUGGUGUGAUAGAUCAGGACUACAGGGGAAAUGUGGGAGUUGUCAUGUUUAAUUUCGGAACCCAAGAUUUUGAAGUGAAGAAAGGCGACAGAAUAGCUCAGCUCAUUUGUGAGAGAAUCUAUAUCCCAGAUCUACAAGAGUGUGAAGAAUUGGACAACACUGUCCGAGGUGAUGGAGGAUUCGGGUCCACUGGAAAGAACUGAUGCCGUGACGUGGGGGAAAGAGCUAGCAUUACACUGUCAAUGAUCAUGAUAGAGUUGGAAAACAUCAGGAUGAGGCAGACAUGGCAAAGAAAUGAGUGACGGUGUAAAUGCUGACUAGCAACAGGAGUUUCCUGUGUAUGAGCUGGACACGAGUGGUGAAUGGAUCGAGAUUUUUGCAUUUAAUACCGCAUAUUUAAGUAAUUCUGUCAGAAAUAGUUUGAGGAUUUCUAUUCUAAAAAAUGUUUAAAAAAGUUUGGCACUUUUGAUUUUAGGUGGUAUUUUAAGUGAUAUUUUUUUAAUUUUUAUUUUGGUGUGAAAGUUGUCAUCUGUCAAAGCCGGUAUUUUCAAUAUGCCUAAUUUAUCCUGAUAUACGCUAUUUCAUGUGUAAAUUCGCUUUCAUUAAUGAAUCAAAUAUUGCUGAUGGAACUUUAUCUUGGCCUACUUUCAAAGUAUUUCAUAUUUACAUGUGUUGGAUAGGAAUAUUUUUUCGUCUACCUCGUAUUCAUUUUGUUAAAACUUGUACUAAAUACUCAGUCUUAUGUAAAGUAGUGUCCCAACACUCAUUACUAACAAUGCAAUUUGUCAUUGAUUUUUUUCAGUCAUUUUUUAAAUAAAUAUUUCUCAAUUUAUAACCGUACUCGGGAUAGCUUUGUUAAUUUUUGAAAAGUUUUUCAAGAAACAUAAAGCGAAUAUUCACUUUUAUCGUUCAAAUGUAUUAGUUAUAAAAGCAUAAAUAUAAAGUUGGUCCAAACCGAAGCUCUUUGGAAUGAUAAAGUCUGAAAAUAGCAAAUUGUCAAUACCGAAAAUGGAGGUCAUUUAUAACAAAUUAGUUUUACAUUUUGGGUCCAAGUAAGAUUUUAGUUUCAUCAGGAUUCUUUACCAAGUAUUAGCUAUAAAGUUUAUUGAUAAAUUUUGGUAGGAUCUUAAAAAGUAUCUUUAAAACACGAUAUUUAAAACUUUACAAUGCAAUAGAAAGUGUCCCUAUGGAAAGUAAACGAAGAUUUUGGAACCAGUUGUAUUCAUUUCUGAAUGAAAUCGCCCCUUGUGUUCAGUUUAUUUGUAGAUUUUUUAAACAAAACUUUGUAGUUGAUAUUGUACAUUGUAGCUUUUAGUCAUUUUUAAGUUGGGGUUAACGGUUUGUAAUCGAUUUGCAUGAAUAUUGAAACAAGACUAAACUCAAAAUUCAUUGACUUGAAAACUGUAGUUUAGUUAAAGUACAUUAAUGCCAGACUUUUGAUUCUUUUGUGGUUUAUGGUGUGUAUUCAAAUUUUUUCUUUUUGAAACUUGUUUUUAUGUACUUUAUGUACAAAACAAUUUCAAAAUCAUGUAAAAAGUGUUAACCAUAGUUCAUUGUAGCUUAUCAAUUAACUUUUGGUUUGUAUAUUAAUUUUGAAACUUGUUUUCGUGUACGAAACAAUUUCGCAACUCAUGUACAAAGUGUCAGUAACUCUAUCAAUUUCAUUAACCUAGCCGUAUUCUACAGAUUGUACUUUUUAGUGAAUUUUUAAAACCUUUUUUGAUUAAUGGUUUGAGGUUUGUGGUUUGUUUUUUCAUAAAUGUUGAAAAUUGUUUUCAUAUAUGAAACAUUUUCUAUGCAGGUAAUUUAAGUGUCUAAUUUCAUUGUAAAACGUAGUACAUAGAUUUUGUAGCUUAUAGUAAUUGUUUGGUUUUUUUUUUUUAACUUGGGUGUUGUGUUUUUUCAUUGUUUGAUUUUCAUUAAUUAUGUUUAAUUGGUUUUUGUGUGAUUUCUUUUUUUCUUUUUUUUUGAAUGUUUUUUAUGAAACAUUUUCUAUGCAGAUAAAGUGUCUAAAAAGUCAAUUUCAUUGAUGUAAAAUGUAAUAUAGAUUUUGUAGCUGAUAGUAAUGGUGUGGGUUUUUUUAACUUGGGUGUUUGGUUUGUGUUUGAUUUUCAUUAAUUGUUUGAUUUUCAUUAAUUAUGUUUAAUUGUUUCUCGGAAACAAUUUCCAAUCGACUUGAAUAGUGUCUAGUCUCUUUCAGUGGCUUGAAACGGACGUAAAACGUAGUAAUAGAUUUUGGUUAGGGUGGUUUGUGGUGGGUGGUUUGUGAUAUGUACUAUUUUUUUAAUUGUGGUUUUGAUUUGUAUUUGAUUUUUAAUUUUUUUUUUUUUUGGAAUUUGUUUUCAUUUAUGAAACAUUUUCACAUUACACAUGGGAAGUGCCUAAUGAUUAGUCUAGUAGAAAUAAAACCAUAUUAAUCAAG
Messenger RNA from Ostrea edulis (European flat oyster), 2951 nucleotides. Its product is annotated as deoxyuridine 5'-triphosphate nucleotidohydrolase-like. The record is from RefSeq and is a predicted model, not a curated record. NCBI's taxonomy places the organism in Eukaryota, Metazoa, Mollusca, Bivalvia, Ostreida, Ostreidae. The transcript has 6 exons. Bases 235 to 732 code for a protein of 165 amino acids. Gene Ontology annotation, biological process: dUTP catabolic process; dUMP biosynthetic process. Gene Ontology annotation, molecular function: magnesium ion binding; dUTP diphosphatase activity.